AUGUCUGCUCCCCCGAUCAAGGAGAGAACGCCCAUCAAGGACCUUCAAAAGGUCUUCCACUACACCGAUACCAUGAGUCGCAAGCCGACUCGCGAUAACGAUCCGUACGAGUAUCUCGCGGGCUUUGGGAAUCGCUUCCAAUCCGAGGUCAUUCCUGGAACCUUACCAGCCGGCCAGAACAACCCCCAGGAACCCCGUUUUGGAUUGUAUGCCGAGGGGAUCACAUAUUCGGCCUUUACGGCACCCCGACACGCCAAUUUCAGCACAUAUAUGUAUCGCGUUCGACCAGCUGCAGCACAUAAUGGAUACAAGGCCAACAUUCCCCACAAAGCCGACAUAGAAAACUGCUUCCUUUCUCUGAAUCCCAAAGUCGCCACUCUCGCCGAGCAGGGCGAAUGGGCACCGUUCCCUCUCCCCGAAGAAAACGAGAAGAUCGAUUUCGUGGAUGGACUACACACGCUCGGAGGAAGUGGAGAUCCGAAUCUGCGCGAGGGCAUCGCGCUAUACGUCUUUAUGAUCAACGCCGACAUGGACCACCGCGCCUUCUGCAAUACCGACGGUGACUUCCUCAUCGUCGCGCAGCUGGGUAACCUAGACAUCCAGACCGAGAUGGGCAAGCUUUUCCUCCAACCGGGAGAGAUCUGCGUGAUCCCUCGUGGGGUUCGCUUUGCUGUGCGUCUUGGGCCAGGUCACGACGUCGCCCGUGGGUAUAUCACUGAGGUUUGGGGGUCGAGAUGGGAGCUCCCUGAUCUUGGACCGCUGGGAGGCCAUGGUCUGGCGAACCCCCGCGACUUUCUCCAUCCGGUUGCGUAUAUUGAUGAGGUUCUGCAUGAGGAUUGGUCGAUUGUCAACAAGGCGAAUGGACUGUAUAAUGCCAUUGAGCAAGACCAUAGCCCAUUUGAUCUUGUCGCAUGGCAUGGGAAUGUUGUGCCGUAUAAGUUGCAGUACGACUUGACCAAGUUCGCCUCGCAAAACGCAACAUCCAUCGACCACACUGACCCCUCGGUCAACUGUGUGCUGACAGCCAAAUCGCGAGACCCCGAUACUCCACUGGCGGAUUUCCUCUGGUUCGGGCCCCGGUGGGACGUCGCAUCCAACACCUUCCGCUUGCCAUAUUUCCAUCGCAAUUCGGCCACCGAGUUUCUGGCUUGUCUCUAUGGCAGCGGUCUGGGCCGUUCUGACGAGUUUUUGCCUGGUGGAGGAUCGGUGGAGAUCAGCCAUACGCCGCAUGGGAACUUUAGCCAGGAUUAUGUGUAUGAGAUGCGGAACCAGGUGAAUGAGCCGCGGAGGAUCCUGGAGAACCAAAUGACUAUCAUGGUGGAGAGCAGUCGGUCGUUUCUGUUUACGGAGUAUGCUCGGGGUGGAUGCGGGACGUUCAAGGAUCAGGGCACCGAUCCGAAGGUUUGGGAUGCUCUUCCGGACAAAUUCUCCUCGUAUCCUAAUAUCCAGGAGAUCCUCCGUCAAGUCAAGUCGGACAAGGAGGCACGGAAACGGCGGAUGGAGAUCUACUAUGACGAUGCGAGAUUGGCAGAGCUGGUGCGACAUUAG
This is a messenger RNA of Aspergillus terreus NIH2624, 1548 nucleotides long. RefSeq lists its product as uncharacterized. The coding region runs from base 1 to 1548 and encodes 515 amino acids. Gene Ontology annotation, molecular function: homogentisate 1,2-dioxygenase activity. NCBI's taxonomy places the organism in Eukaryota, Fungi, Ascomycota, Eurotiomycetes, Eurotiales, Aspergillaceae. The transcript has 5 exons. The record is from RefSeq and is a predicted model, not a curated record. Gene Ontology annotation, cellular component: cytoplasm. Gene Ontology annotation, biological process: L-phenylalanine catabolic process.